This is a messenger RNA of Papilio polytes (common Mormon), 1365 nucleotides long. RefSeq lists its product as uncharacterized. The transcript is spliced from 10 exons. Lineage: Eukaryota; Metazoa; Arthropoda; Insecta; Lepidoptera; Papilionidae. The record is from RefSeq and is a predicted model, not a curated record. The coding region runs from base 1 to 1254 and encodes 417 amino acids.
AUGUCGCCAGGUGUAAAAAACAUUGGGCCUGAGGUUGUGGCCAGCAGACAGCCAGUGCUUGGCUUGUCAGUGGUUACCAGAACAUCUUCUAUGGUUCUACACGCCGUGUCAGAAAUACAUAACAUUAGAUAUGAAUAUUUGGUAGUAGACAGAUGGAUAGGAAACUAUAAUCAAAAAUCAUCUGUUGCUGUCACAAACUCAUUGUACUUCAGGGAAGCGGAUAUAUCACCUGUAAUUCGGAUGUUAAAUUUUACACUUGGUUAUUUAGAUAUACUUUAUCCACCCCUGACUUCGAUAGAAACAAGGUAUUACUAUAGAAUUCCGACAUAUGGUCCUGGUAAAUUUGAGAAUCAGUUCCUUACGCCGUUGUCGUCUGGAGCUUGGCUAUGCGUUCUAGCUGUGGGCGUGUUAUGUAUGCUGCUGCUAGUGACGUCAUCAAAGAUAGAAAAUCGACCAUCAUCUGUACAGUUUGCAGUCUUUUCUGUAAUUGCGUCCUUUUGUCAACAAUUUUUCGAGGAUAACAGUGAAAUAACAACGAGAAGAACUACAACAGCAGGUAAGCUGAUAAUCCUAGUGACAGGGAUAUCAUGUGUCCUGAUCUACAACUACUACACGAGCAGUGUGGUGAGUUGGCUGCUGAGCGGUCCACCGCCUUCUAUCAACUCUUUGAAGGAACUGCUAGAGAGUCCCUUGCAACUCAUCUACGAAGAUAUUGGUUAUACUCGGUCAUGGCUGCAGAUGCCGGACUAUUAUUACAACAAGAGGAACUCGAAAAUAGAGGACGAACUAAGACAAAGGAAAGUUUUCAAUAAAAAGAAAGGAGAGCCGUUAUUAGUGCCUUUGGAAAAGGGGAUCGAAAUGGUUAAGGCAGGAGGUUAUGCAUAUCACACCGAAGUGGACAGCGCAAACACUCUGAUAUCGCGCACAUUCACUCAGAGUGAAUUGUGCGAGCUCGGGUCAUUACAAUCUAUGGAGAAGACACUUUUGUACGUUUGCUUGCAAAAGGACAGUCCUUAUAAAGAGUUUUUUGUUUGGAGUUUGCUGCGUCUACGCGAGCGUGGUAUAUUGUCCUGUAUUCAAUAUCGUACACGGUCACCCGACGUUUCUUGUGAGGGUAGCGUACCGCGAGCGCUGGCGUUGGGCGGCGCGGCCCCGGCCUUUAUACUGCUGGCCAUCGGAUAUGUUUCCGGUAUUUCUAUCAUGCUUAUAGAACGAAUUUACUAUAGGUUGCAAAAUCGCGGUACAAGUUUGUAAAAUAGAUUCAAAAGCAAAUGCAUCAACAAAUCGAUUGGAAUCGAAUUGAAAUUAGACAAAUGUACAAGAACAUAUUUUCCCUUUAUAAUCAGUAUAACACAUGCCAGUGGA